AUGGAGGACACCGUCGAGGCCAUUGUGAACCAGCAGCGCGAGACGGAGCGAGCCGUCUUGGGCGGACAAAAAGUGCACAUCCGCGUGCAGCAGCGCAAGGGCAAGAAGUUCGUGACGACAGUUCAGGGACUCAACCAGAAGCUUAACUUCCGCCGCAUCAACCGCGAGUUCCAGCGCCGCUGGGGUUGCAACGGGACUGUGAUCAGCACUCCUGACGCGGGAACCGUCAUCCAGCUGCAGGGCAACUGGAGCGAGAACAUUAAGCAGUUCCUCUUAGACGAGCACAUGGCGACAGAGAACAACCUCGAGAUUCACUCUCUUUAA
Leishmania major strain Friedlin is the source of this 324-nucleotide messenger RNA. RefSeq names its product putative translation factor sui1. The record is from RefSeq and is a predicted model, not a curated record. Gene Ontology annotation, molecular function: RNA binding; translation initiation factor activity. Bases 1 to 324 code for a protein of 107 amino acids. The transcript has a single exon. Gene Ontology annotation, biological process: translational initiation. Lineage: Eukaryota; Euglenozoa; Kinetoplastea; Trypanosomatida; Trypanosomatidae.